Triticum turgidum subsp. durum (durum wheat) is the source of this 1257-nucleotide messenger RNA. NCBI's taxonomy places the organism in Eukaryota, Viridiplantae, Streptophyta, Magnoliopsida, Poales, Poaceae. The record is from the annotation of a GenBank genome assembly.
AUGGAGGAGAAGCUACGGGGAGCCCUGCUGGAUCACCGGAGGUUCGUCAUGUCGUCGUUCGCCGGCGUAACUGUCCUCGACGGACACAACCAGUGCCAUUGCGAAAUGUCGGGCAUCUACGCCAGCGCCGGUGUGGACGCCGGGUACCACCUGCUCAUUGUCAAGGGCUACUCGCGUACCAAAGAGUUCUUCCCCACCGGCGAGAACAUCACCUCCGGUCAUUUUGUAGUAGGAGGCCACGAUUGGUUACUCGAGUACUACCCCAACGGCUUGGACCCGAGCUGCGCCGACUACAUUUCUGUGUAUCUAACCCUUCUCUAUGACUCCGAUGUCGAUGAGGAGGACGUGGAGGUCAAGUUCAGUUUCAGUCUCAUCAACCAGGUUGAGAAGCAGAUGCCAAUGUACAUUCGUGGAACUAAAACUUACAGCUUCUCCAGCAGCGUUCCAAUGUGGGGCAUCAGCAAGUUUGUGAGAAGAGAUGCCCUUGAGCAGUCCCCGGAUCUGAUAUCUGAUUGUUUUACCAUCCGGUGCGACAUCAUGGUUUGCAAGGACCCCAAAACUAAGGAUGAUGCCGGUGGCACCCUGCCUGACAUUCACCAGCAUUUCAGCAAUCUCCUUGAUGAUAAGUUGGGUGCUGAUGUGGCAUUUGAGGUCGGCGGUGAGACGUUCGCCGCACACCGCUGCGUGCUCGCAGCCCGAUCCACAGUGUUCAGGGCACAACUCUUUGGCCCCAUGAAGGAGGGCACUGCCACGUCCAGCAUCAUACAGAUCAAGGACAUGGAAGCAAAAGUGUUCAGGGCUUUGCUUAGCUUCGUCUACACAGACUCAUUCCCUGAGAUGUACAAGGACAUCAUGGAGGAAAAUCACAUGAUAGAUUUUGAGGAGCAAGAACAAGCAGAUGAAGCUGUAGAUGAUGAAAUGUCAGAAGCUGUGGAACCAGGACAAGAAGAGCAUGAAAUUUGGCUGCAAGACUUGUUGGUAGCGGCAGACCGAUAUGAUCUCCAGCGGCUCAAGUUCAUAUGUGAAAAGCGGUUAUCUGAGUGCAUAGGUGUGAACUCGGUGGCAGCCACCCUUGCUCUAGCUGAGAAGCACCACUGCCACGGAUUGAAGGAGGCGUGCUUGGAGUUUAUCCAAGUCCAGUCUCCCUCACGUUUGAAGAGAGUAAUGGCAACAAGUGGCUGGGAGCAUAUAAUCACAACGUAUCCCUCUGUUCUGAACGAGUUCAUUGCCAAGCUUAUUGCUUCAAGACGGAAGUAA